Pleurotus ostreatus (oyster mushroom) is the source of this 1716-nucleotide messenger RNA. RefSeq lists its product as uncharacterized. Gene Ontology annotation, molecular function: zinc ion binding. Lineage: Eukaryota; Fungi; Basidiomycota; Agaricomycetes; Agaricales; Pleurotaceae. The record is from RefSeq and is a predicted model, not a curated record. Bases 1 to 1716 code for a protein of 571 amino acids. The transcript has 7 exons. Gene Ontology annotation, cellular component: nucleus.
AUGUUCACCGAACCACCGGCCAACGAUGAGAACUCUAGGACCGAUGCAGGCGCGUCUAUCCGGGCCAUGAAGCGCAAACUCGACGAUGCUUUCUCUUCACUCGACGAUGCAGUUAAGCCACAAGACGACUCAGAACGUCCACCACCUGCAAAACGGACACUCGUUACACGCUCCUUGUACUCCACUUUGGCGAAAUACGGCAUCAAGAGCAAGUCAAAGGAGCCACCACCAGCGUUGGAUGCUACCGAAAAGCUGAGCACUCUUUCGAAACCGACACCACAUCUCACCGCGAUCCUGAGUCGCGCUGCAUCUCGUACGCGUAAAGCACUUCCGUCUUUCAAGUUUCCCUCUUCGGCUUCGAGUGCCUCCCCGACGUCCACAAUACACAAUAGCGUCGAAUACCGGCCCUCUUCUACCCCGUCUUUCCUUUCACGACUAGCCACGUUCAAACUUACGACCUAUGCCAACAAGCCUGCGCCCAUCGACGCCGUUGCAGCAGCCAAGUGCGGCUGGAUCAACGACGGGAAGGACAGGCUGGUUUGUGGGUUAUGUGGUGUCUCGUGGGUAGUAGCUGGGAGGGAGGGGAUGUCUCGUGAUGCCGCCAAUGCGUUGGUUGAGAAGCAGCGUAAUCAACUGGUGCAGUCUCAUAAGGACGGCUGUCCAUGGAAAACUAGGCAAUGCGAUGAUUCAAUAUAUCGGAUCCAGCUCAAGCCUCCGGCUACAACAGUGCAGGGGCUGAAAUCGAGUGCUUUGGGCUUGGAGACUGUUCUCCAAGGUGUGGAAAUAAAACAUCCGUUGACAUCUGCACAGCUGAGCACGCUGAAAUCGACCGUGUCGUCUUUCACACUCCCGCCCAGCAUCUCGGACCUCACCAUUGGUGCCGAAACACCGAAUCCCUCUCCUCCCUCAGAGCCGUCCGAAACUGCGAUUCUAACAGCGCUAUUCGGAUGGUCCAUCGUCCCCCCGCCAACCGCAGAGCGUCCGAAGUACAGCUCGAUAUCUCGCGCUGCAUCGCUGUUCCCUUCGCGCUCCUCUACGCCGUCGAUCUCACGCGCCGCGUCACGGGCAGCCACGCCGAAUCCCCCUACGUCCAUCUCUCGAGCCGGGACGCCCUCGAGACUAAGCUCAAUUUCGACCGCUGGAAUUGCACCGGCCCGCCCGCGUUCAGCAGUUGCUGGCAAUGAGAAGAUGCUGCAUUGUGUGCUGUGUCAAAGGCGUGUGGGGCUGUGGGCGUUUGCGCCUGCGGUUCCUGCGGCCUCCAGCGAUUCGCCCCAGGUUCCACCCCUACCAUCAUCGAUCCGGACUGCAAGGAGGCAGUUUGAUCUGCUCAAAGAACACCGAUCAUAUUGCCCCUUUGUUGUGAAAUCAACGAUCGUGCCCGCGCUACCCGUUCCUCCCCCAUCUGCCGGUUCAUCUCCGGCAAGCGACGCUUCGACGACAGGCCGCUUCAAUUUCUCGGUGUACUCGUUGAGCUCGCAGGCGCUCACUGCUGCUGGGGUGAACAAUGCAAUGGAAGGCUGGAGGGCGGUGCUGACGGUGAUCGUGAGGUAUGGAUUGAGUCAAAGGCAGCGAAAGUUGAGUAGGAGCGCGACUACUGAUACGGACGCGGAGGGGAAUGAUGGGAUGGAAGUUGAUGGAGUUGAAGCGAUGGUUGAAGGCGUUAAACGACGCGGGGGAAAAGACUUGUUGCGAUACGUCAAAGGUCUAUUAGGGUGA